AUGUGGACUGGGGCCGGGUUUGGGGCUGGGCUGGGCUGGCUUCGGUCUCCGACUCCGGGAUUUGAGCCGCGAAGGAAGAGACAGCCAGUUACCAAUUCUCCACCUGGGUUGCUCGCGUCUUGCGCGCGGCCGGCCGGCUGGAGGGGGAAGCCCCCAGGCUCAAAGUGGAAAGGAAGGCGUACCCUUCUGCUAGCUUGCCUGCCUGCCCGCGCGCGCGAGCGACCGGCAUGUGCUUUUUGGGGGGGCCAGGGGGGCGGGAAGGGGAGCGAGAGAAGGAUGGCCUCGGGCUUUGCGUACUUCGGUUGUCGGAUUUAA
Molecule: messenger RNA, 315 nt
Organism: Purpureocillium lilacinum
Lineage: Eukaryota; Fungi; Ascomycota; Sordariomycetes; Hypocreales; Ophiocordycipitaceae
Source: RefSeq, a predicted model, not a curated record